AGCAGGGGCGGACUGACCAUUUGGGAACUCGGGUACUGCCCGGGGGCCCGGGGUCGGUAGGGGGCCCCAUGAGAUGCCCCUGGUACCUUUUUCAUAGGCUUUUUUGAGUUUGGGCAAGGACACAGGGGCCCCAUGAGCCCCUAUUGCCCGGGGGCCCCAUGAGUUGUCAGUCCGCCCCUGUACCCACUUAUUGGAAUCAGUGGGAGGAAUACUACUUCAUCAUUGGUAUCAGUGGGAGUAAUGGUACCCCAUUGUUGGUAUCAGUGCAAGGAAUAGUG
This is a messenger RNA of Staurois parvus, 278 nucleotides long. The record is from the annotation of a GenBank genome assembly. Lineage: Eukaryota; Metazoa; Chordata; Amphibia; Anura; Ranidae.